UGUCUGCCAGGGAAAAGCCGGAGCUUCCCUUGGAAUGGGGAAUGUAAACCCCCUCGCUCUGAAUUAUUUUAAUUUUGAAAUUAAGGAGCUUUCAGGCAAAGAUAUGGGAAUAGGAAUAACAGUUCUUUACUAGGAAUAUUAAAAACGAAGUAGUACAAAAAAGCAAACGAACAAAAAAGAAAAACACUGGCAGAGUCAGAACACGACCUGACACCCUGUUGGUCAGGGUGUUGGUAGCAGUCCAAUUAAGUCCUCCUGGAGUGACAGAUGUGGUUCUGUUGGAGUAGAGAUGAUCCCGUGGAAGGAUCCAGCGGUGGCGAGAUGAGUCUGGUCUUCCUCUGGGAAGCCAGUGGAAAACAGGCUGUCCUGGUGUUCUGAAUCUCAGGUUUUAUCCAGGUAGGAAAGCUUGGCUCCUCCCACUGGGUGGAGCAUCUCACAAUGGGAUGAUGCCAUUUUAUCAGUCAUGCAGUGAGCCUUAAUGGCUCAUUAACAGCAGAUAUCCCCCUGGAAGGAGGAUGGGUCAGGGAAGAGAUAGGAACACUGCCCCACCUGGUUUUAACAGCUGGCCCAUUAACAGAAGACACCUGCCCCCUUCCCCCCGGAGCCAUGAGGAAUGGGUCAUAGAAGAGAUAAAGAAAGAAACACCUCCCCAACCAGUUUCAACAGAUGGGAAUAGAAUACAUCUUGCAUUGAACCCAAGACACUCAUUUAUGAAAUAACCUCAUAAACUCUUAGGCAAAGAAACAUGCAUUGAGUAGAUAUAUCACAUCCCUUAUCACCCACAAGCCUCUGGAAAGAUUGAGAGGUAUGAUGGACUGCUGAUGACUAUGUCAAGAGGGUUAGGCAAUCGGGCAUGGAAGCAUUGGGAUGCAAAUUUAGCAGAAGCCACUUGGCUGGUUAACACCAGAAGAUCUGCUAACCGCCCUGGUCCUGCCCAAACAAAACCACUACAUACUGUGGGAGGAGAUAAGGUCCCCAUACUACACACAGGGAAGUGGCUGUGGAAUUCUCCUCCCAUGGGAAAAGGCAAACCUAUUAAUGGGAUUGUCUUUGCUCAAGGACCUGGGUGUACUUGGUGGGUAGUGCAGAAGGAUGGGGAGACCCGGCGUGUGCCUCAAGGAGAUUUAACCUUGGGGGAAAAGUAAUGAGUGCAAACUGUAUGUUGCAGGAAGUAAAGUAGCAGGAGUGACAUGAACCGACGAUGAGUGAAUUUUACGAGGAGCGAGGAGAGUGCGAGGAUAGCCCAGGCAGGGCCGGUGUCGGUGCCGAACGGUCGAGUGUGUCGCUUCUGUCCCGAGCACCCAUCUUGAUGGAAUGGAGCCCAAGUCACAGCCUGUUUUUUAAACAUCUGGAGGGCUGGAAGAAACCCAUCAAAUGGGAAACUAAUAUCUGUCUUUGAAAGGAAGGGGGACGGUAGUUAAUGAAAAUGUAUACGUGUGUUGGACAUAAAGAUGGUUUAAGCAUGGAGUUUAAGUUGUAAGUGUUGGUAAGAAGGGAUUUCAGUCAUGACAUAAAUACAAUGGAAGAAUUAGAAGCCAGAUAUAGAUAUAUAUAUAAAAAAUUCUGUGGGAUCUGAGUAUGAUGCAAAUGGUGCGAAGUAAGGGGUGGAGACUGUACUGGCUGUGGCUGAGAUGGAGUUCACUUUCCCCAUAGCGUCCAACAGUGCCAUGCUUUGCAUUUGUAUCUAGAAAGGUGUUGAUAACACAUCAGUGUUUUGGCUACUGCCGGGCAAUGUUGGCACAGCGUCAGCGCUGCCUCUCCAACAUUCUGCCCCCAAUAAGUAGGCUGGGAGUGGGCAAGAUCCUGGCAGGAGACACCACUAGACCAGGUGACCCAAACUGGCCAGAGGGCUAUUCUGUACCAUAUGACUUCAGCUCAGAAAUAAAAGCUAAGUUAAGGAGGGGGAAAGGGGGCACAUUAGUUAUUUACAGCGUUUGCCUUUCGGAGCAACCCCUACCUGUGCUGAAGCCCUGCUUCUUGGAAAGUGGUCGGACAGUGCUUGCUGAUGGGAACCAGAGGAUAUAUUUGUUUUUCCUGUUUCCUUUUUUGUGCGAAAACUUUCUCUUUUCCUUUAGUAAACUGCCCUAUCUCACCCUGUGAGUUGUUUUCCAUCUUAUUUUCUCUCUGUGUCAAGCUGAGAAGGGGGAGUGAUAGAACGACUCUGUGGGCACCAGCAAGAGGAGCUGGAAACCACUGGGCAGCCGGAAAGCUAACAAUGUAAUCACGAGAGUAAAAAUGUGCUGGGACAACUCAAUGACUGGAGCUCCCCAGUCAAUGGCUAUAAAGUGGUCAGAAGGAAGGAGAGGCAGAGGUGGUCCUCUGUGUGAACUCAAAAUAAGAGGGAUUUUCUGUACAGAGCUGUCUUUGAAAGACAGCGAUGAACAGGUUGAGAGCUUAUGGGUGAAAAUUAGAGGCCAAGCUGUUGCGUUAAGAGUAAGAAACUUGGCAGAAAAUAAAGCCCCUUGCACUCCAGCUGCUCCUCAGACAUCAGAGGGACCGGGUGGGGUUAGGCCUAAUUUCCGGUUACAACCAGUUCAGCACUGUGAAUCUGGUUGCGUUCUCUAAGAACCUUUGUGAGCGCAGAUUCAGGAAUAGAGUGAUUUUCUGAAGUUACAGAACUAGAGAUUUGGAACUGCCAUUGAGAAAUGCACUAGCUGUGGUAGAAGUCUAAUAACAUCAUGCUAACCCAUGCAAUACUAAUAAUAGCAAUGGUAUGCAGAAGCUUCCCAAGAGGGCGUCCCCGCUUUGGAGGAGGGAGAAGAGAACAGACCGGCAACUGUCUCUGACAUCUCUUGGGAAUUCCUGCUACCUAGCUGAAAUUUCUACCCUCCUUAUAUACAGCCCAAUCUUCUCCUCCUUACGUAUAGCAAGAUCUAAUUGGAGAGCUGAGUAAUAUAAUCAUAUACGUGGUAGCAUGUACUUCAGUAAGCUUAUUAGCAUAUGCAUGAGUGUGCAUUUUAAUACUUAAAUGACCCUUAAUCGGGCAAAGGUUACUUCUUUGGCCUUGGUGUCCUUCAGAGUUCCGCUCUUAAGACUUCUUUCCAUUUCAUGCCGUUCAUCAGAGCCAAGAAACGGCUUUCCUAGCUGCCCAUGAACUCCUCCUUCGGCCAUAUUGUCCUUUCUUGACGUCAGCUAUGUGGAUCUCCAUCAGGAAAGAUAAUGUGGAGGGUACACGGUUUAGGCCAUAUAUAGUAAGCCUUAGCCCUUUCCUGACUCCAUGGUCAUCAUCCCACACAAGCCAACAAAAGAAGCCAACCUUGUGUUUGGUAUCUACUAUAGGCCACCAGAUUAAGAGGAUGAGGUCGACGUAAGACAUCAGGCAAGUUAGGCGGGACAUGAGCGUUGCUGAGUAAGGGCCUUCUCUUCUGGUUGAGCUGAAGCAUGAAGUGGACAUGCAUAGGUAUUGGAAGCAGGGACACGCAUUCUGGGAAGAAUCUAAAGAUGCCGCCCAGGUCUGUAGGGAUGGGAUCAGAAAAGCUAAGGCAAAGCUGGAGCUGAAUUUGGCAGGGGAUGUAAAGAAUCAUAAGAUGGGCUUCCACAGGUGCAUUGGUCAGAAAAAUAAGGCUAAAGAAAGCGUACGCCAACCCACAUUCCCUUCCUCCCUCCCCCCCUGCCCCCGCUGAUAAAUAAGCCAGGAGGUCUAGUGGCCAGUAACAUGGAGAAGGCUGUGAUACUCGGCGAGUCGUUUUCCUCUGUUUUCACUGGCACGGUUACCAAACCUCUUGAGACCCUGAACCUCAAGGCAGGGACUUGGGGAACAAAGUCCCUUCCAUCAUAGGAAACAAUCUGUUUUGAGACCACCCGAGGAACCUGUGGAUACACAAGUCCUGCACCUGGGGAGGCACAACGCCAUGCACCAGUACAUGCUGGAGGUCGAUCGGCUGGAAAGCAGCUUUGCAAAAUAGGACGACGUGCCCUUGCCGCAAAGGCGGCCAAGGAUCUCCUUAGCCCAAUAUCGAGGAAAGCAGGGUUUAUAUAUGUUACAAGAUAGAUGUGUGGGCCAUUCAAGGUGCUCACUGUGCCCGGAGCUGCAGGGCACAGCAGACCACCCUUGGGCAGAUUUGAGGGCGCUGCCUAUUUUUCUAAAAGCCUCCUAUCCAGCCUAACGCAAAUCCUACUAUCUUGAACCCUCAAGCCAGCAGUGCCGAACGCACGCUUUGUAUUUUAUUUGCUUCCAGGAGACGUGCAGCUUAGAAACGUCUGCAAUGGAAGUGGGGCUUUCAGCAAACAGUGUAGAGCAACUUCUGUUGGUUUUUCAAAAUGUCCCGAGAAGUUAAGGGCAGGCCUGCCCUGCCCUGGCCAAAGCAGUCAUUUGACUGAAGGGAGCAGCACCAAAAAGGCACAGGCACCUUUGGGGUGGACUUGAUGCGGUAACAAAUAAUAAGAAAUAGUGUUUGUAGCUACUACAGCCUCUUCUGCGACCUCGUAGCCCGCCCUCAGGGUCGCAGCACUACACGGGGCAGGUCCCUCGGCGCCCCGAGGGCCCCAGGUCGACGAGAGAGGACUCGCCAAGGGGGCGGGGAAAAGCGAAAGAGACAGGCGGGACAGCAAAUGGAGACGCGGGCCACGAUCCGUCGGCCCAAUGGGCGCCGCGGAGGGCCGGGCUUAGUGGAGGAAGUGUCGGGGCGGACACGGGCGUUGUCCUUGGCUGACGAGAGUAUCGGGGUGCUGGCCUCUCGCCCUGGUGGCGCCACUACCGUCUUCGGAAAGAUUAUCGGCAAGGCGUUUCUGUGGUCUCGUCAGCGACGAGGACUAGGAGCAUCCCCCAAACUGGAUUAUGAGGGCAAGGAAUUACAUCUUUCUCUAAUUAAAAAAAAAAAAAAGCAAAAAAAUUACGAGGUGGUCAUCCUGCAGGCUUCAAUAGCUUUCCAGAACUCGUUUCUGUGGGGAAAUAAGACCGUGAUAACAGCAUGCUUGCAAGGGUCACGAGUGUUGGUACUGGAAACUGGAGUGAGCUGCUUAGACCGGGGGAAAAACAAUGCAGGCGUUGCCUAUGGGAUGUUAACUUUAAGUGCCAUUCGUUCCUUGAUCGUUUUGCCCCUAGACGCGACACUUUUCCUAGUCAUGCCUAAGGAGCCAAUUAUCGAGUUGUCUGGAGCAGGAGAUUCUGGUGAAUCUCUUCUUGGGCAUGUCGUGAUUGUUGGCGAGAUGUGUGUUGCUCACCUGGGCCUGACCAAUGGAUUCCGGAUGGUUGUGGAUGAAGGGCCCGAGGGUGGGCAGUCUGUCUCUCGCAUGCAUCUACCCGUUCUGGGUGGCGGUCAGUUGGGCUGGCCGCCUGGCUAAGAUUUUGGCACCGCAAGAGUUGCUGCACGUGUACAAAUCGCCGCUGAAUGGAUUUCGUCUGUUGCCCAUCAAUCUAGCGGCUUUUGAUGUGUAAUUUUUCUUUUGCCGUGCGUCUGUGGAAGGUAACAAAAGCUUUGAGCAGCAGUUGCACAAUAAAGAUUUGUCAUGGGGAUAUCA
Molecule: messenger RNA, 5460 nt
Organism: Prinia subflava (tawny-flanked prinia)
Lineage: Eukaryota; Metazoa; Chordata; Aves; Passeriformes; Cisticolidae
Exons: 4
Coding region: 4552-5283 (243 amino acids)
Biological process (GO): purine ribonucleotide catabolic process
Cellular component (GO): nucleus; cytoplasm
Molecular function (GO): hydrolase activity
Source: RefSeq, a predicted model, not a curated record